Molecule: messenger RNA, 8339 nt
Organism: Anastrepha obliqua
Lineage: Eukaryota; Metazoa; Arthropoda; Insecta; Diptera; Tephritidae
Gene: Ziz
Product: dedicator of cytokinesis protein 9
Exons: 15
Coding region: 1195-8106 (2303 amino acids)
Biological process (GO): positive regulation of GTPase activity; small GTPase-mediated signal transduction
Molecular function (GO): guanyl-nucleotide exchange factor activity
Source: RefSeq, a predicted model, not a curated record
AGCCGAUUUGGUUAAAUUUUUAUUAUUGUAGUGCUCGUAAUUUAUGGUCGUUCGCUCUUAUGUCUGCAUACAUAUAUGUGUGGGUGAAUAAAUGUUUGGAAUUUGAAUUGCAAAGCAAAAAUCAAAGAAAAUGUAAAAAGUAAACAAAUUGGGAAAACAGAUAAACAAAUAAUGUGCAAAGCUAAGCAGUUCGGCUGCCAUUAAAUUAAAUUGGGCUUGCUGUUUCGCUGUUUGUAAUAAAUAUUAAAAUAUUCGUGUCUGGAAAAUUUGUAUCGAUAAUAUUAACUUGUGUUCUAAAAAUCUUUGAAUAUACAUAGAAAAUUAAUUUUGCAUAAGUGUGAAUGUUUUGGAAAUUGCGAAAAGGCAAAUUCAAAAUUUUGUGAAAAUCAUCUCAAUUGUGUUUUGUGUAUAAUAGCGGAAAAGCCGCAUUGGAGAUUGUGUGCUUAUUGCAUUAUUGGAGGGAAGCUAGUGGGAGGGAGGCUUGUCGGUUGCCUUGUUGACGAGAAUGUCCUUCAAGAAUUUUGCGCAAAUGCCAAGUAAUAUGUUGGGUAUAGUGUAGAAACGAUUAUAACUUGCAAAAAUAUCGGAUAAAAGUAGUUUCAAAGCAAAAAAGAGAGCGCGUUUUGGACGUGGUGGGGGUGCCGGUGGUGGUUCCCACAGGAUAACCAGCGAUUACUCAUCGUGCUCGUGAAAUUGGAAAACAAUAAAAGUAACAACAAAGUGGACCGAUUGUCUUCAACAAUCGACCCCUUCCAAGUGCCGAAACACGAACGCGCACACAUGUUUGUUUGUGUGCGUGUUGUAUGUUAAAAAAACCGGCGUGCUAUACAAAAAUAGAGCUAUUUGCAAUUUAAAAAUAACUUAUUAAAAAUAAAAGUAAAGGAAAAUUCAUCACGCUGACUACAGCGUAGGCUGCAAACAAACAAAAAAGGAAGCAAAUCGUUCGAGGCCGUGCUGUCAUUCGCAACAUACACAUAUUUAGUGCCUCAAAGUUUGCCAAUCAUCUGUGUGCUUCCUUUCAACUUGAAUUCCAUCGGCCAACAACCGACCGACCACGCAUUUGAGCAGCGUCUUCCAACGCUGUCAUUGUGCGUCAAUUUUUGUAUAACUUGUUUUGGUAUAAAUUCUUAUUGGAUUGCAUUCCUCUCCGUGCUGCUUCGUUUAGUUGGCCUUCGCUGUUGAUUUGUGGCCAAGAUGAGCGAACGUAAAUUCACACGCGGCCUAAACAACAACAAAGCCGGCACGGCGGCCCAUCUUCGCGAAUCCGUGUCGCAGGUUGUGCGGCAGAGCACGGCAUUGAUGCAAUAUCCUGUACUGAGCAGCCGUAAUAUGAAUAAACCGCAUGUGGUGGAGCCUAUCGAUUUUGAAGGUUUCGUGGCGAAGAAUAAAAUGCUUAUUCAAAAUGAUCCGCAAAGAGAAUUGUUGAUGUAUCCCAAUGACGAUGUCUCGGAAAUCGUUAUGCCUCGCAAACAACGCACAAAUACCAAAUCAAUCAUCGAUCGUUUCGAACCGCCCAAUGAAGCAAUCAUAUGUCCCUUGCAUGGUGGCACAAAUUCCGCAAGCAACGGCUCCAGUAGCACUUCAAUAUCACGCCAGAACAGUCACACAAACAGCCCCAAAACAACCCAACGCCAAAUCAGCAGUCAAUCCAACACAAGUCUACAAAAUGGAAAUCUAUCGAGAAAAAGUUCGCAGAGUUCGUCUAAUAAAAUACAGUUAUCCAUUAAAUCACCAACUUCCUCACACGAUUCAUAUGAAUCGGCAAUAUCGACUAUGGGCUCGAUUAGCGCCAACAUAAAUUCCACCUCGCAUUCGUCCUCAUCCUCGACGUUAAAGUCGAAUAUACUUGCACAACCGGAGGAAGAUGAGGAUUUGGAUGGCUCGGACGGCGCUGAUGGCAUGAGCAGCAGUGGAAGUGGUGGAGGCACCCGCGCCGAAUGUACGCGCUUCACACGUCAAGCGUUGUAUACAUAUCGCGCAAAGAAUCAUCUCAUACACUACAAGUAUAGCGCUUAUGGUGGGACAUGUCAUGAUUUGCCAAGAAUAAAUCCACCCGAAGCUCUGAUAGAGGAGGUGUACGAGAUUGAUGCCGAUCAGGAUCGCAUUGACGAACAAAUGACAAGAUCUCAAGCCGAUUCGAUAACGAAGCAGGGUUACUUGCUGAAGGGGCCGGACUCAGGUUCGGAUCGUAUGUUUGUGAAUAUAGGCAACAAGUCAUUUAAAAGGAGAUAUUGUUAUCUCCGUCAAGAGGUCGAUGGCACUUACAUUCUUGAACUGCACAAAGAUGAAAAACAAGGUGAGGCUAAAGCCACUAUAGUCAUGGAUUUUUGCACAGAAGUUGUGCAGAACCCCAAACGCGGUCGUUUUUGCUUUGAGCUCCGCAUGACCGCUGGCCAUAAGUCGUUCACCCUUGCCGCCGAAAAUGACGAAGAAUUCAAGGAUUGGCUGAGCAAGCUGUCGCUCGUAUUGCAGCAGAACAAGAUUCAAGAAGAUAAACGGGUCGCUUCGCUCGAACGCACACCACCGCCCAGCACCAAUGCUGUUAUUUUUGGUACCCUAAAAGGUCUCGAUCAGUCCAUGAACCCCCAAUUGAUUAAGUAUGGUCGUGAAACUGACAUUUCCAUUGCGCAAGCGCGUCGCGAGCAUCGCCGGCGCCUCUUUGCUUGCUAUCAAUCAACAGGCAAAGCGACUAUCACCGACACCGUCGACCAGUUUCGCGAGCAAUUCGGCAAACGUAUCUUUAUAGCCUGUAAAGGCCUACGCUUCCGACUGCAAUGUGCCGGUGCAGAUGGGCUCGACGGCGAGAAUUUAUGCCAAGUGGAACCAUAUAUCACCAGCCUGGCGUUAUAUGAUGCGCGCGCCGGUCGAAAACUAACCGAAUCCUUCUAUUUCAAUGUGAAUGAUGAGUAUGUAAGUGAUAUGUUGCCAACAACGCCAGUGCCCAAUUCUGUGGCGGCUUGUUGCGUGCCACAGCGCCGUGGUGACGAGAAGGAGGAUAGGGCGCGCGGCGGUGGUGGUGGUAACAGUGAAGUGCGUGUGCAGAACUCGCUACUAGAGAAUUUAUCUGGUGACUUAUUGCGUUGCACCAAAGAGCAUUUUGCACACUUGCGACAGGCUGUAUUCUCAGUGACAGCACCGCAUCCGGAUAUAUACUUAGUGCUGAAGGUGGAGAAGAUAUUGCAAGGUAGUAUAGUGCAGGCGGCCGAGCCUUAUUUGAAGACUGGACGCGAUCCAAAGAUCGCCUUGAAACUACACAAAACGGUGCGUAAUUAUGCGCAAAAUAUAGGACACUAUCGACAGCCGUUCGCUUGGGCAGCUAAGCCGCUCUUUCGGCUGUAUAGAAAUGAAUUGGAUACGGAGAAUGAUACGUUUGAAUUGACGACCAUUUACAGGCAAGAGGCAAACAAAUUGAAGGAUGAGGAGCUGUUGAAAUUGUUGGCGGAAUUCCGAAAGCCAGAUAAGCUGAGUAAAUUGACUAUUAUACCAGGGUAUAUGAAGCUGACCGUUGAGGAAGUGGAAAGGGUGCCAGGUUCCUUUACUAAGUCUUUAGUGCCGCUAGCUAACUUCACAUUUCCACCCAAACCGCCCACGCUCGAGCUGACCGAAUUCCAAAGCAAUAGCACGCGCGACACAUAUCCCUAUAUCACAUUCUGCAAUCAUUUAUUUGUCUAUCCGCAGUAUCUGCAAUUCGAUAGUCAGAAAUUGUUUUCGCGCGCACGCAACAUUACCGUUGUGGUGGAGCUGCGUGACUCAGAUGAGGAGGGCAGCAAGCCGUUGAAGUGCAUUUACGGUCGUCCUGGUCAUGACUUCCUAGUCUCGCAAAUCGCAUGUCCCGUGCUGCAUCACAACACCACACCCACUUGGUAUGAGGAAGUGAAAAUGCGUCUGCCUUUAGGUCUCUUCCACGAGCACCAUUUGCUCUUCUCUUUUUAUCACGUGUCGUGUAACUUGGGCAAGAAACGCGAUGCCAGCGCAACAUUCGAAACACCUAUUGGUUAUGCUUGGUUGCCGCUGCUGCAGAAAGGUCGCAUAAAUUUGGAGGAGCAGGUCAUAUCGGUUGCGGCUACACUGCCAGCGGGCUAUUUGUCGAUACAGCCCUUGGGCCUGGGCAAAGGGCAGAAUUGCGGUCCCGACAUACAAUGGAUCGACAAUCAGCGCCCACUUUUCGGCGUCGCCUACCGCAUGGACUCCACUGUUCUGACUGCCGAUCAGCAUUUACACAACUUUUUUGCACAUUGUGAGCGUCUUUUGGAGGGUGGCAAAACCAUUGCAUUACCCGCUGAAUCGGAGACUUGCAAGAUCCUCAAAGCUGCGCACGCGAUCGAUAUCAGCACCCUGAUCAAUUUUCUGCCAACCGUGCUGAAUGAACUAUUUACACUACUCGUACAUACCCAGUCCGAAGAGAUCGGUUUGAAUAUUAUACGCCUUCUGAUCAAUAUGAUACACAUGCUGAUCGAGGAGGCCGGACGCAAAGAGCUACUCAGCGCCUAUGUUAAGUACGUCUUUCAUGCGCCCUACUACAGCCAGAAGAUAUCGCGUACGGUGCACGGCGAGUUGUGCAAACAUUUGCCAACUAUUUUGCAUCCGAACAAUACCGAUUUUCUAAUCGUUAAUAAAUUUAUGCAUUACUCGGCUAUUUUCUUUGAUCUGAUCAUCAAAAGCAUGGCGCAACAUCUCCUGGAUACUGGCCGUAUUCGUAUGCUGCGCAAUGAGCGAUUUCCUAAAGAAUAUCCCGCACGUGUGGAGAAUUUGAUUAAGGUGCUUACACCAUAUUUGAUUUCCCGUUACAAAGAUCUACCCGUUGAGACGCAGCAAUUGAAUAGAUCGCUAUCGCAAUUUGUGAGGCGCUGUCUCAGCUAUAUGGAUCGUGGUUUCGUCUUCAAGUUAAUUAAGUAUUACAUGGAGCAAUUUGAGCCUGGUGAUCAGCGUACACUACAAGAGUUCAAAUUGGAUUUCUUGGCAGAGAUUUGCCAGCACGAGCAUUAUGUGCCGCUGAAUUUGCCGUUUGUGCUGAAUCCGAAAAAUCGUCCACCAGAAAUGAUGCUACAUUUUACGCUCUCCGAGGAAUUCCGUCGUCAGCAUUUUCUUGCGGGUCUGCUGCUGCAAGAACUGAAACGCAGCUUGAAUGAGGCUAGCUCUGUGCGACGUCAUGCGUUGCGUAUCUUUAAGAAUCUGCUUGCGAAGCAUGAGCUCGACGAUCGUUACCAGAAUCGUGGGCAGCUUUCGCGCAUCGCACUGCUCUAUGUGCCUUGGCUGGGCAUCGUGAUGGAGAACACGCACCGCAUCGAUGAUAUGUCAGGCGUGGCCACGCCCAAUGGUCACGUAUACGCCGAUUCAGCUUCUUAUACACAGCGCUUGUCCUGCUCUAGCAGUUAUGUGUUUGGUAAAGACACUACCGUAACUUCGUCCACGUCUACGCCGCGUUCGAAAAACCGUAUGACUCUCCACAUCGAGCAUCCUAGUCCCUUGCGCUCUUCGGUAUACGUCAGGGAAGCCCCGCACGGUGGCACCGCUCCGCUGGCCAAUAGCAACUCGGAAACCUCACUGAACACGCUCAAUUCAGACUCACAAAAUUCACAGGACACGCCUACUUUAGGCGUCAUUGCAAAUGGUCAUCAUGUCACCGACUUGACCGAGGUGGCCAUGCGUAACAACCAAAAUCGCUCGAUUAAUGUUAUGCAGGGCUUGAAUAGCUUGCCGCGGUGCGACAAGUUCAAUACGGCGGAAAGUAAGGAUCUGCUGCUGGGGUUUCUUUUCGUUGUCAAACAUUUGGCGCAAGAUCAAAUGAUAGGCUGGUGGCAGAACUGCACCGAAACAGAAACCCUCGCCUAUCUCAGCAUACUCGAUCUCUGUUUAGUGCAAUUUCGCUAUGUUGGCAAGAAGCAUAUCAGUUUGUCGGAUGACAGCAAGGAAGCGCGUUCGGCGCGCACUGCCAAGGCCAGCACUUUGCCUGCUCGCAUGCAGCCGCCGACUGUGGAGCAAACGACCAAUGGUAACGGAACGACGCAUGAAACUGGUACACUGACGCUCACACAAAAUCGCGAAAACCUCGUCGAAGAGACGGCGCGCAGUCAACAGGCAUUGUACGAUUCGAAUCUGGCUACCGAAAUCGGCAUGAUCAUACUCGAUAGUCUAGGCUUGUAUGCGGUACAUUUUCGUGACAAACUAUGCGAUAGUCUUGUGCUGCCACAGUUGGCGCGUGUCUAUCUGCGUUUCCUACAGCUCGGUCAGUCAGAGAGGCUCUCGAAGCAUGUUUUUGCCGCCUUGCGCGCUUUCAUCAAUAAUUUUUCACCCGCACUCUUUAAAGGUAACGCUACCCUCUGCGGUCAAAUGGUUUAUGAGCUGCUGAAAGGCUGCGACAGUCGUCUUGUCGCCAUACGCCAUGAGUCCUGUGCCGUGCUUUACUUGUUGAUGCGCAGUAAUUUCGAAUAUACCGGCCGCAAAGGUCUUACGCGUGUGCACCUCCAAGUUAUCAUCUCCGUUUCACAGAUGAUCGGCAAUGUGAUCGGUUUAAAUAAUGCACGUUUUCAGGAGAGUCUAUCGAUGAUUAAUAGUUAUGCUAACAGCGACAAAGCGAUGAAGGGCACUGGCUUUCCAGUGGAGGUGAAAGAUCUCACGCGCCGUGUACGCACCGUGCUCAUGGCAACUGCACAAAUGCAGGCGCAUCACAUGGACCCCGAACGGCUACUCGAGCUGCAGUAUUCGUUAGCGAACUCCUACGCUUCUACGCCAGAGUUGCGACACACAUGGCUCAUCACCAUGGCACGCAAUCAUGAACAGAAUGGUAACAUAUCGGAGGCGGCAUGCUGUCACUUGCACAUAGCAGCGCUUAUGUCGGAGUAUUUACGCUUGCGUGGUGGCUGUAAUAUUAAUUGGGGCGCUUCAGCAUUCACGAAAAUAUCUCGUAAUAUACCACGCGACGAGCAAGGCUUGAAAUUGGAUGCUGGCGCACAGGAUUCGCAAUACACCGAACAGAUGCUGUUGGAUCAGCUAAAGCAAUGCGCCGAUUUUCUCGACCGCGGCGAACGUUUCGAGUGCUUGGGUGAUCUUUAUAAACUCAUUCUGCCGAUGUAUGAGCGUAGUCGGUCGUACAUUGAGCUGGCGCAAUCGUACGAACAUCUAAUGCAGGCGUACAACAAAAUCGUCGAGGUGAAUCGUUCGGGCAAACGCAUGCUGGGUCGUUUUUAUCGCGUGGUGUUCUUCGGAAUGGUGUAUUUUGAGGAUGAUCAUGCGGUGGAAUAUGUUUACAAGGAGCCAAAACUGACCUCUCUAAGCGAGAUAUCAGAACGUCUGUCGAAACAAUACAAGGAAAAAUUCGGGGCUGAUGUUGUCAAGAUGAUAAUGGACUCAUCACCGGUGGAUCCCAAUGCGCUCGAUCCCAAGUUGGCUUACAUUCAAGUGACCCAUGUCAUACCAUUCUUCAGCAAAGAAGAACUGGAUCAUCGUUUGAACGAGUUCGAACAAAAUCACGAUGUUGACACUUUCAUGUACGAAACGCCAUUCACAAAAUCGGGUGCUGCGCGCGGAAGCGUUGAGGAACAAUGGAAACGCAAAACGGUCAUCAAAACCACUUACUCAUUUCCGUAUGUCCUAAAACGCAUACCGGUGAAAUCACGUGAAAUAAUAGAACUAAGUCCCAUCGAAGUGGCAAUUGAUGAGAUGCAAACCAAGGUUUCAGAGCUGGAAGAGGUCAUCCUACCACCAGCCGAUGUUAAAAAGUUGCAAUUGCGAUUGCAAGGUAGUGUAGCGGUAACUGUGAAUGCAGGUCCCCUAGCCUAUGCGCAAGCAUUUUUGGAUCCUAAAAUAGUGGGUAACUUCUCUAUUGAUCGCGUAGAGGAUUUGAAGGAUAUUUUCAGAGACUUUGUUAAAGUUUGCAAUACGGCACUCCAGCUAAAUGCGCGCAUGAUCAGCAACGAUCAAGUCGAGUAUCACAACGCACUUACCGAAAACUAUCGCAAACUCUGCCAGGCACUUAGCGAGCUACUCGGUGAGCCGUUUCAGCCGUUGGACGACUGCGUUACAAGCGGGCAACGCAAUAGCAUGGCUUUGUUUAAUGCAAUCAGUGGCGCUUCGCAAAAUUCAAGUUUUGGUUACGCAGUUUAUUAAGUAAUAACAACCACAACAACACAGCCACAAAACCAAAAACCAAAAAUCAAAAACUCAAAAAAUCACAUUCACCUAUACAUUUACACGAACAAAACCAAUUCGAUUGGCACGAAACUGAAAGAACAACAAAAUAAUUUUUAAUACUUAUUACUUGCUUACAUACAUAUGUGAGUCUAACAUUACAGACACUUAUCAUAAGAAUAAAGAAUAGAAAAUAUCAAAAAUUACCAAAA